This is a messenger RNA of Magnolia sinica, 629 nucleotides long. Its product is annotated as copper transporter 6-like. The record is from RefSeq and is a predicted model, not a curated record. The transcript has a single exon. Gene Ontology annotation, biological process: copper ion transmembrane transport; intracellular copper ion homeostasis. Bases 51 to 524 code for a protein of 157 amino acids. NCBI's taxonomy places the organism in Eukaryota, Viridiplantae, Streptophyta, Magnoliopsida, Magnoliales, Magnoliaceae. Gene Ontology annotation, molecular function: copper ion transmembrane transporter activity. Gene Ontology annotation, cellular component: plasma membrane.
UCAUAACCCUGCUAUCCUUCCACAACAGAAUUCAGAAAGAAAAGAGAGAGAUGGACCAUGAUCAUGGAAUGCAUGGUGAUGGUGGUAUGAUGGGUGGUGGAGGCAUGCCAUCCAAAGGGCCAGGCAUGCACAGGCAUCACAUGAUGAUGCACAUGACCUUCUUCUGGGGAAAGAAUGCCGAAAUUCUAUUUUCGGGAUGGCCCGGCACGAAACUGGGCAUGUAUAUACUGGCGUUGAUCGUCGUCUUCGUGUUUUCUGUCCUCGUUGAGUGGCUAUCUCACUGCCGUCUGAUCAAACCAGGUAGGGCCCACGUCGUGGCCGGAAUCAUGCAGACCGUCCUCCACGCGGCACGUGUGGGGCUCGCCUACCUCGUCAUGCUCGCCGUCAUGUCGUUCAACGGCGGUGUGCUCAUUGCCGCCAUCGCCGGUCACUCGUUGGGGUUUCUCCUCUUCGGGAGCCGGCUGUUUCACCGAUCGACCGUCGCUGAAGCUCCACCGUCCGAUCUUCCUCCCAUGAAGUGUUGAAUGGUUAUGAUGAUCUUUUGCUGGGUAUGAUUAUGAUUGUAAAAGAGAGAUUAUCUAUGAGAGAUUUAAGGAUUGGAUUAUACUGGUAAUAUUAGAUAUUAGAGA